AUGGCUGCUGCUGCUGAAUCACCUUUAUCGGAUACAUUAGAUGAUUUAUUAUUUAAUGAAGAUGAGAAUACACAUUCAGAUGAUGAUGAUAAUUCAUCAACACUUGUGACAAAUCUUUCAUCUGAUAAUGGAUUAAAAUUAAAAAUAAAAAAACGUAAACAUGAACAAUCAUCAGAUACUAAAAUACAUAAAAAGAAGAAAAAAUCGAAAACACAACCAACAUAUAUGCGUCGAAAUAUUCGAAAUUUAUUAACAAAUGAUAAAUUACAAGGUGAUACAUUAUCAGCACUUAAAGCUGAACAAGAUCGUCUUAAAAGACUUGAAGAAACUAAUCAACAACUUCAUGCAAUGUACAAUAAUAAUAAUAAUAAUAUGCCAAUAAAUUUUAUUCCAUCAUCAACAUUACCAAAAUCGAAUGAACAUGAAUGUAUUGUUUUAGACGAUGAUGAUGAUGAUGACAAUGAUGAAGAAACAUUAGAACCAAAAAUUGAUCCAGAAGAUAAUAUUCCUAUUAAAGAACCCAUCGAUACUAAUGAAGACAGUAAUGAUUCAGAUGUACAAUGUGUUGAUAGUGAUACUGAAACGAUUAAUGAUAAACUAACACAAAAAUUACAGAGAUUACAUCUCGAUGAUCGAGUUAAUGUACCAGAUGAGAAUGGCAAUAUUUUGAUUAAUAUGAAUCAUCCUAGUGAGGAUCCUGAUUUGUACAUGGCAAAACAUCUUUGUCCUGAUCUUAAACCACAUCAAAUUGGUGGCAUACGUUUUAUGUAUGAUAAUAUUGUUGAAUCUCUUCAACGUUUUCAAACAACAGCUGGACUUGGUUGUAUACUUGCACAUUCCAUGGGUUGUGGAAAAACUCUUCAAGUCAUUACAUUUAUUGAUAUAUUAUUACAAUAUACAACAGCAAAAUUAGUUCUUAUUGUUGUACCAAUAAAUACGAUACAAAAUUGGUUAAGUGAAUUUAAUCGUUGGUGUCCAGUUGAUAAUCCUAAUCUUGAAUAUAAGCGUUUAUUUAAAUUGUAUAUAUUGAAUGACACAUCAAAAAAAUUAACACAACGUACAAAACUUGUACAAAAUUGGUCGGAAACAGGUGGAGUACUUAUUCUUGGUUAUGAAAUGUUUCGUUUAUUGGUAACUAAAAAACCAACUCAAACAAAUACAUCAACAAAAACAAAUAAUGCAAAUAAAUCAAUUAUAUCUAGGCCGAUAACACCUGUUAUUGUUGAUCUUGAAGAAGAAGAGAAAAAUUUCGAAACAAUGGAAGAUAUACGAAAUGCAUUACUCAAUCCGGAUCUAGUCAUUUGCGAUGAAGGUCAUCGAAUUAAAAAUCAUCAAGCUGGUGUUGCUAUUGCUUUAAAAUCUAUUCGAACACAUCGUCGAAUUGUUCUAACAGGUUAUCCUCUUCAAAAUAAUCUAAUCGAAUAUUGGUGUAUGGUUGAUUUUGUUCGCCCAAAUUAUCUUGGUAGUAAACUUGAAUUUUGUAAUAUGUUUGAACGUCCUAUUCUUAAUGGUCAGUGUAUUGAUUCAACUGUUGAAGAUAGAAAAAUAAUGCGUGCUCGUGCACAUGUUUUACAUAGUUUAUUAGAAGGUUUCAUACAAAGACGUGGUCAUGAUGUUCUUCAAACAGAUUUACCACCUAAAACUGAAUUUGUUAUUUUAUUGAAAUUAUCAAAUAUUCAAAGACAAUUAUAUAUGAGAUUUCUUGAUGCUGUUGGUGCUUUAUCAAAUACAUCAGAGAAAACUUUAAAUCCAUUGCGAGCAUUUGCUAUUUGUUGCAAAAUAUGGAAUCAUGCAGAUGUUUUGUAUAAAUUUGUACGUGAUCGUCAGGAAGGUUCAGAAGUUGAUUUAGAUUUUGAACUUGAACAAAAUUCAACAAAUAAAACAAAAUUAAAUAAACGUUUAACUCCAAAUAAUCGUGCAUCACCACAAGUUCCGAAUCCUUAUGAACUACAAACAACCAUAGGAUAUGGAUUAGAAAAAAAAGAAUUCGAUUAUGAUUUUGCAAAUUCUAUAUUAAAUUCAUACAUUUGUGGUCAAUUAAUAAAUGGAAUUAAAUUUCAAGUGACAUUAACAAUGUUAGAUUUAUGUAUAGAAGUCGAUAACAAAGUUUUGAUUUUCAGUCAAAGUUUAUUAUCAUUAAAUAAACUUGAAGAAUUUCUUAGUCAACGUUAUAUACCAAAUACAAAGGAAAAAUGGGAAAAAAAUAUUAAUUAUUAUAGACUCGAUGGUGGUACAAAUAGUCUUGAACGUGAAAGACUUAUUAAUGCAUUUAAUGCACCAAAUUCUAAUGCCAAAUUAUUCUUACUUUCUACUCGAGCGGGUUGUCUUGGUAUAAAUUUAAUUGCAGCUAAUCGAGUUAUUGUAAUGGAUGUUUCAUGGAAUCCAUGUCUUGAUGCUCAAGCUGUUUGUCGUGUUUAUCGUUAUGGACAGAAACGACAUUGUUAUAUAUAUCGAUUAAUAGCUGAUUUUACUAUGGAAAAACGUAUUUAUGAUAGACAAAUAGCUAAACAAGGAAUGUCUGAUCGUGUUGUUGAUGAAAUGCAACCACAAAAUCAAUUUACAAGAAAUGAAGUCGAAAAUUUAAUACAUUUUGCGACUGAAGAAGAAUUACCUGCUGCAGAUCUCGUAGAAAAAAUUGAUGAAGUAACAACAGAUGAAGUGUUAAGAAAAACUUCUAAACAAUAUUCUCAAUCAAUAACAAAAAUUCCAUUUACACAUGAAUCUCUUCUUUGUGAUCGUAAAGAAUAUCAAUUAACAUCAGCAGAAAAACGACGUGCAGAAAAAGAAUAUCAUGAUGAAAAACGAAUGAAUGCAUUUUCCUAUCGUCCAAGAUUUCAUCCAUCUCGAUCUUAUUCUCGUUUACUUACUGAUCAAGAACCACGUUCAUUUAUUCAUCCUUCACCAUCAACAUCAUCUCUUGAUUCUAGUUAUCCUUUAUAUCAACCAUUACGAUCAACAGCAUCAAUGACACCAUUACCACCUUACCAUGUACAACAACAAACAACAGAUAGAAAAUUAGAACAAUUAAAACAACAUGGAAUAUCAGUACAACAAGUUGUACUUCAAAAUCCUUUGGAAGUUCAAUUGAAUGCCACAGAACGUGAACGUAUUCCAGCUGGUGUACGUAUUCAUCUUAUAAAAGGAUCUCGUGGUUCAUAUAUUCGAGCACCCGAUGGUAAAUUUUUUGCUAUUCGUCCAUCAUUAUCAUUAUCGGAAAAUCACCCAAAACGAUCCGCAAUGCCUCCACCACCACCACCAUCAUUAUCAUUAUCAUCCAAUCCAUUAGAUCAAUUUUUAUUUAAUUCAUCACCUAUACAACCGUCAACUUCAUCAUUAAUGAAUGAUAUAAAUAAUUUAAAUGAUGAAAUUGAUCUAUUAGUUGAUGAUACAUCAUCAAAUCCUCCGUCAUCAUCAUCAUCUGCAUUCGAUGAUCUAUCAUCAUGGCAAAAUGAUUAUUUUCAACGACAAAAUUUUUAUCCAGAUUUUUUUCCUAAUGGUUCAACAUUAUCAAUGUUAUCGCCAUCAACAAAUAUUGACACUGAUAACAGUACGAAUAGUUUCACGUCAAAUCCUUUAACAUUUAUGUAA
Adineta steineri is the source of this 3588-nucleotide messenger RNA. The record is from the annotation of a GenBank genome assembly. Lineage: Eukaryota; Metazoa; Rotifera; Eurotatoria; Adinetida; Adinetidae.